UCGCUCCCUGGCCACACACCAUGACGUUCCAGUCACCAGCACUGGAGUCCAACGACACAGCAUCCGACCCGUUUGCCGCCAGCGCAAAAGCAACACGCUCGCCCAACGCAUGGCGCCGCAGUCACCGGCAAGCAGCCAUUGAUUUCCGCAAACGCUGGAAAGGCUGUGGAAUCUGGUUGCUCGCCACAAUCUGGUUCGGCGGGCUACUGUACGGGCUCAGCACAUUGAGUUCGACCGGCAGGCUAUAUCUCGGUGACUAUCGAGCUUGUCUUCCCGAUGGAUCCUUUUCGGUAGAUCCUUCGUCAUACCGCUAUUUCUCUCGCUCAGGCUUCUCCGAGAUUACGUUGGCGUACGGGCCGUUGACGUUUACGCAAGCAAAAGUUAUCGAUGUAGCAUGGGGCAUUGUAGUUGGACGCGUAGGCCAAGCUAUCCUCGUGUACACAUCAUGGUGCGUUUUCGCAAACUAUGUCACAACAUCCAUGGAAGUUACGCCCGUCACCUUCAGAACGUACCGCGCCAUUUUCAUGCGAACCUCUGUGCCAAAGGCGAUUCCCCACCUGGUCAUGGAUUUUUGCACUCGCCAUGGAUUGCAUUCGAAACUGGCCAUGGUGUUUAUGAUCUACGCCAUGGUGUUUACGCUGAUUUAUCCCACGCUCGCUGGCGCCAUGGCCGGGUACAAAGCCAACGUCGUUGCGUUUGUCAACACGACCAACGGCAACCUUGUGCCAUUCGCCUCCAUGGACUAUGCGUUUUUCGUCAUCCACGACGGCGAGAGAAUCGGGCAGGGGGGCGACUAUCUCGUGACGGAUUCUGCGGUUCCAGAUGCUUUUUCUUCAGGCCAGCCCACCGUAUUCAAGACGAGCAUCGGAACCACCAAAUGCUUCAGUACGCGUGCUCCAGGAUACCAAGCCGAAGACUGCUACGUGCAAUCCAACGUAUCAAGCUACGUCAGCAAGUACGGUCUCAAUGGGAAAUCCAACGUCAACUCAACCUUCAUGGGCAUUGAUCUCGCACCCCCGGUCCUCAACAUCUCCACUUUCUACCUCUCAUCCGACGCAUCCACCAACGCACUCCUCCUGACGCCCAAGCAAAACACAGCAGCAACAACAACAACAAAGCCUGCAUUCGCAGAUGUCGCACAGCUCCGCUGGGCCUACGCCAACACGACGUACACGCGCGCCGCCAUAUCAGAGCGGGGCACGUGCCAGGCGGUUCCGAAUUACCAGUGGGGCUUUGCCUUUGUGCAGCUGUUCGUCGUGCUGGUUCUGAGUGUGGUCUGGUCGGUAGGGAUAUACGCCAUGUGGCUGAGUGCACACAGCACCAUGAAGCGGCGCGGCAGGACGCAUGUGGCGGGCGACCAUGUUGCGGUGCUGGAGCUGGCGGAUGCCAUGCGCAGCCAGGGUGUGCAUGAUACUCAUACUGAUACUUAUGAGGGAAAGGCCAAGGGCGACGUCACUACUACUGCUAGUACGACGAGCGUGCAAACUACUCCUGCGUUUACCGAAGAAGCGCUGCGGCACCGCGUCACCGUCGAGUUACGCGGCGGCUCGAUUUCGUAUGCAGCGCCACUGCUCUCCCACGGCGAGGCAGCCCGGGAAUGGGGCGGCGUCCCCACGUGGCUCAACAGACACAAGUGGUCUAUUCUGGGUAUGCUGGUGUGUAUCGGGGCGUCGGUUACGAGCGCCGUCAUGCUGGCGAGAGACAUUAUGAUUCUUAUACCGUUGCCGCUGCAGCUGGGGACUGCGCUGUACAUUGGGUCGACGAGGGGAAGCCGGGCUGUUGUGCUGUAUUGGGCUAUUCUUCUUUUUGGUAUUAUACCCCAGGUCGUGGCCAUUGUGCUGUUGGUGACGUAUAGGAAAGGGUAGAGAGACGCUGGGAGUAGAUGUGUGUGAGUGUGGUGAAUGUACUAUUACUGGUCUAUCAUAAUCUGGUAGAAUGUUAAUUUUGGUGCAGCGUAUGGAUGCGUGCAGCAUUCUACGUGGAACAAAUAGGGAAAUAGAUUUUCAAUCGAUAAUAGCAGAUCGAAAGUGACAUAAGCCCCCAC
Messenger RNA from Exserohilum turcica Et28A, 2044 nucleotides. RefSeq lists its product as uncharacterized. Bases 21 to 1865 code for a protein of 614 amino acids. NCBI's taxonomy places the organism in Eukaryota, Fungi, Ascomycota, Dothideomycetes, Pleosporales, Pleosporaceae. The record is from RefSeq and is a predicted model, not a curated record. The transcript is spliced from 4 exons.